Messenger RNA from Fusarium redolens, 921 nucleotides. RefSeq lists its product as uncharacterized. The transcript has a single exon. NCBI's taxonomy places the organism in Eukaryota, Fungi, Ascomycota, Sordariomycetes, Hypocreales, Nectriaceae. The record is from RefSeq and is a predicted model, not a curated record. The coding region runs from base 1 to 921 and encodes 306 amino acids.
AUGCUUGUUCUAGUCACUGGCGCUACUGGCAAUGUUGGCCUGCAUCUGAUCGACAGCCUUUCCUCUCGUGGGCACAAGGUCAGAGGUCUUGGUCGAUCUCCUGAUAAGCUCACCGAUGAGCAGCGCUCGAAUCUCGAGAGCUUCGUCAAGAUCCAGAAUUACUAUGAUAUUGAUGCUUUGGAUCGAGCAUGCAACGGGGUUGGCGCUGUCAUCUGUGCCUAUGCAGGAACUCCUGUGAUGCACCUGGAUGCCCAGCUCCUCCUCCUACGCGCCGCCGAGCGAGCUGGUGUUACUCGCUUUCUCGCUGCCAGCUGGAAUUGCGACUGGAGACAGCUUCAGCUUGGCAUGCAUCAAAGUUACGAUGCAUGCAUUGCCUUUUAUCAACAGGUCAAGCUGACCUCAACCAUAAAGCCCAUCUGGCUCUUGACGGGGGGUUUGACCGAGGUUUAUUUCUCUGUUCCUGGUCAUGGAAACUUCUCUCCUGCCUAUAAUGGCCCAUGGGAUCCAGAGAAUAAAACUGUCGACAUCUGGGGAACUGGCCAUGAGAAGUGGGACUUGACCACGGAGAAGGACGCAGCUGAAUUUUCUGUCGCCGUCAUUGAGCGUGACGAUGCCCCUGAGGGAGGCUUUUGGGAACUGCACUCUGGGGCCUACUCGCCCCGUGAGCUUGCAAAGAUCUAUAAAGAAGUCAGAGGUAUUGAGAUAACCUUUAAAGACCGGGGUUCUCUCGACGAUCUCAGGAAACUUGCCUACAGUAUGAGGGAGCAAAAGCCCUAUAACGACUAUUAUGGCUUCAUUGGACUUUUCUACCAGCUGUUUCAGCUCGAUGGGACUUAUUCACUCAAAAACAUUGACAACGAUAAACUGAAUGUCAAGACUACUUCGAUGGAAGAGUUCCUUCGACAGAAUCCCGACAUCUGA